UCCCUCCUUCCCCGGCCAGCAAGGAGGCGGUGCCGGCGCGCCGGACUCGCUGCUGCAGUCCUACUCCUCCUGCUGCGCCUGUCUGCGGAGCCCAGCAGCCGCCGGAGCUUGUAGCAGCAGCGCAGCCGAGCCGGCAGCAUGGGAGGCAGCGGCAGCCGCAGCAAGAGGGCCGCCACGGUGGCGGUGCUGAGCGCCCUGGGCCUCGGCGGGGUGCUCGGCCUCCUCCUCCUCUGCCUGCCCACCAGAGAGCUCCGCGAGCCGCCGGCCUUCAAGUAUGGGAUCGUGCUGGAUGCAGGAUCCUCACACACUGCCAUGUUUGUCUACAAGUGGCCGGCGGACAAAGAGAACGACACUGGGAUUGUUAGCCAACACAGCAUGUGUGAUGUGAAAGGGGGUGGGAUCUCCAGCUAUGCUGCAGACCCCCCAGGUGCGGGCAGGAGCUUGAAGGCGUGUCUUGACCAGGCACUGCACGACGUCCCCAAGGAAAGGCAUGUGGCCACUCCGCUCUACCUCGGUGCCACAGCUGGCAUGCGGCUGCUCAACCUCACUGACCCCAAAACUUCAGACAGAGUCCUUGAAGCAGUAACCUCUACUCUGCAUGAAUACCCCUUUGAUGUCCGAGGAGCAAGGAUCCUCUCUGGAGAAGACGAGGGCGUGUUCGGCUGGGUUACCGCAAACUAUCUCCUGGAGAACUUCGUUAAGUACGGCUGGGUCGGGGAGUGGAUCCACCCCAAGAAGGGUACCCUGGGGGCCAUGGACCUUGGCGGAGCCUCCACCCAAAUCACCUUCGAGACGUCGGAGGCCAUCGAGAGCCAGCCGGCCAACGAGGUGACGCUCCGGCUGUACGGACAGACGUACAGGGUGUACACCCACAGCUUUCUCUGCUACGGCAGGGACCAAAUCCUCAAGAGGCUUCUGUCCAAGGUGCUGAAGGCUACAGGGUACACCCCGAAGGUGAGCAAUCCCUGUUGGCCCAGAGGCUACAAGAAUAAUUUCACCUUUGAAGCCGUGUACGAUUCCCCAUGCACCGUCCAGGAAAAGCCAAUCAAUUACUUCCCGCAAGUUUCCAUCCUCAUGGACGGCUCUGGAGAUGCAGCUGCGUGCCGCCAACACAUGGAAAGCCUUUUCCAGUUCUCGGCCUGCCCUUACACGCGUUGCUCCUUCGACCGCGUCUUCCAGCCCAGCGUCACGGGGAACUUCAUAGCCUUCUCUGCCUUUUACUACACCGUGGAUUUCAUCCAGGCUGUGAUGAAGAGGCGCGUGGCGACGCCGGGCGAUCUGGAGGCUGCCGUGCUGGACGUCUGCAACAUGACGAUGGCCGAGCUGCUGAAGCGGGCGCCGGAGCUGGAGAAGAGGCUCCCGGAUUACUGCUCCACUGCCACCUUCAUCUACCUCCUCCUCCUCCGAGGCUACCAGUUUGACUCCAGCACUUUCCCCAACAUCGCCUUCCAGAAGAAGGCUGGGGACACGUCCAUCGGCUGGGCCUUGGGCUACAUGCUGAACCUCACCAACAUGAUCCCGGCCGAGCAGAGCAGCUCCCGGCAGGCCAUCGAGUACGGCCCGUGGGUGGGCCUCGUCCUCCUCUUUGUCGCCAUCCUCCUGGCCGCUUUGGCAACCAUCUUCUGUCUCCUCCGCUCCUCCAAGGGGCACGGAACAAUGUAGAGGCGGCUCCGGGUGGAGACGAAGCAUCCAGGCCGGCUGGGGACCCCACGAGGAUGGCAGGGCAUUCCACUCCCUCCUGCCCCCGGGGAGCCCCCCCAACCGUGCACACUGUGGCGAGAGCUUAGGGGCUCAGCCUCUCUCCACGGACUCUCUGGCUUGGCUCCCCUGUGGAGCUGUCAACCUGUGGCCUUCCCCGCAAGUAGGCUGCAGAACAAAACGGACCAGUCCAAUUGGGGAAGGAUGCAGCCCUUGUGUGUGUCUUGCAGCCUCCCCCCUACAAAGGUUGCCUUCUAACAGUCCUGGGCAGCUCUCCGGGGAAAGGAGGGUGGGAUUUUACUUUGUUUCCAAAGAGGACUCCGUUCACAGGCUUUGAACUCGCCAACCCUUCUCCUCUGCCUGCGCCGCCUGUUACACGUUGAGGCUCAGGGAACCCGUCCAAUGUAUCUUAUCUAUGUAGCUGCCAUAACUGCUUUUUUCCUUGGCAAGGCUCUAGUCCCCAUGAAGGAGCGGGGUCGUGAGUGUUGCCAUCACACUUUUCGUUUCGACUGGGAGCGCUAGAAAUUUCGCUGGACUGUGGGCGUUGCCGAAGGCACCAGCCUGCACGGAAAGACAAGAUGUGCUGUGCCUUUGUGUGCUUCUUCGGAGGGGGAAAUGCAUUCUGAUGCUGCUCUUGAGCCGUACUGAAGCCAUGCUGGGUUUGAGUAAAAACCCUCGAGAAGGCGAAGAAGAAACCUCCCCAAAGGAGACAGAAGAGGACAGCUAUGGAAGAAGCCACCACUAUUCAAGCAGUGUCUCAAACCCAGUUCAGUUUUCAGCGUAGAUCUGCAGCAUGUCUUGCCAUUUAAUGUGGGGCCAGGAGGGGGAAAGACACCCCCCCAGACAGGGCUGCACCACCUCGGCCCUCCCGCUGAGGACUCCCGCCAAUAGUGGGGGAUGAUGGGAGUUGUAGUCCAACAGCAGCUGGAAGGUUAGAGUUGCUACGGUGCCCAGGUGUGAUGAGGAAGAAGAGGAGAGUGGUGCAGCUUUUAAGAGAACCGGAUCACACAUGAGGUCUGCCAAAUGCAAGGUUCAGAGUCUAUAUUCCUCUCGUCUCCUCACACACCUUCGGCUGCUGCCCAACCUCUGCCAAAUAUUUCCCCAUUCAUCUUCUUCCCACAUCCAGACAGGCCUCUCGCCUUGCAAGGAAAUAAAGUUCCCUUGUGCUUUCUUGGGGUUUGUUUUUUUUUUACCCCACUGACUUUCCUUUCCCUUCUGAAAUAGUAGACAACUGUAUUUAAAAAGAAGAUUGUGUUCAAGCGACUAACCUUUUUAAAAAAAAUAAAAAAACACAUUUGAGUUAAAAAUUAAAAGAAAUAUCACAUGGGUGCC
Molecule: messenger RNA, 3030 nt
Organism: Hemicordylus capensis (graceful crag lizard)
Lineage: Eukaryota; Metazoa; Chordata; Lepidosauria; Squamata; Cordylidae
Gene: ENTPD2
Product: ectonucleoside triphosphate diphosphohydrolase 2
Exons: 9
Coding region: 139-1662 (507 amino acids)
Biological process (GO): nucleoside diphosphate catabolic process
Cellular component (GO): plasma membrane
Molecular function (GO): UDP phosphatase activity; GDP phosphatase activity
Source: RefSeq, a predicted model, not a curated record